Molecule: messenger RNA, 1479 nt
Organism: Pararge aegeria (speckled wood butterfly)
Lineage: Eukaryota; Metazoa; Arthropoda; Insecta; Lepidoptera; Nymphalidae
Product: 4-hydroxyphenylpyruvate dioxygenase-like
Exons: 9
Coding region: 160-1302 (380 amino acids)
Biological process (GO): L-tyrosine catabolic process
Cellular component (GO): endoplasmic reticulum membrane; Golgi membrane
Molecular function (GO): 4-hydroxyphenylpyruvate dioxygenase activity
Source: RefSeq, a predicted model, not a curated record
GUCGCCUUUCUAGAAUUAUUCCACAUCAGUUGCUAUAUCGAGAAGGACGUGGAUAUCCUCUUUAACUAUUUUGUUUGGGAAAAGGAAUAGUUUUUUGACUAUAAGAACAUUACUAGAGAUAGCAUACUUACAUUAAUAAUACACUAGGAUUUCAACAAAAUGACUUCCUACACGGAUAAGGGUCAGAGACCCGAAGCAGGGCGGUUCCUAGCGUUUGAUCACCUGACUUUCUGGGUUUCCAACGCAAAACAAGCAGCCAGCUACUACAUAACGCGGUUUGGUUUCCAACCGUUGGCAUACCAAGGCUUGGAAACUGGAUCCAGAAAAAUUGCGUCGCAUGCUGUUAGAAUGAACAAGAUAAUCUUCGUGUUCCAAGCUCAGUAUGAACCGGAGGAGACAGAUUUCGUGAACGAAGUAGCAUACCAUGGGGAUUUCGUCAAGGAUGUCGCUUUCCAAGUCGAAAACCUAGAUUAUAUUCUUGAAUACGCGAAGAAACAAGGUGCUGUAGUUAUCAAGGAUCUGUGGGAAGAGAGUGACGAGUUUGGUGUUGUUAGGAUGGCUACAUUAAAAACGUACGGUGACAAUACUCACACCCUAAUAGACCGAUCUAAUUACAAUGGAGCCUUCCUGCCAGGAUGGCAGCUCUUGGGCGCCGAUCCCAUACACAAAUUCCUGCCAAAAGUGGAGAUCAAUUUCAUCGACCACGUCGUUGGUAACCAACCGGAUAACGGCAUGGAGACAGCGGCUUCUUGGUAUGAACGAUGCUUACAAUUCCACAGAUUCUGGUCAGUAGACGACAAACAAGUCUGCACUGAGUACUCCGCACUGCGCUCCAUAGUGAUGGCGAACUGGGAGGAAACUGUCAAGGUGCCCAUCAACGAACCGGCGGAGGGCAAAAAGAAGAGUCAGAUACAGGAAUAUGUGGAGUACCAUGGCGGGGCGGGGGUCCAGCACAUAGCUAUCAACACUGAGGAUAUAAUAACAGCAAUUGAGAAUCUCCGCGCCCGAGGUGUAGAAUUCCUGACAAUACCGUCGAAAUAUUACAAGAUCAUCAGAGAGAAAUUGCAACUCAGCAAAGUGCGUGUCGCUGAGAGCAUAGACACGCUAGAGCGGCUCAAUAUCCUCAUAGACUACGACGAAGAUGGCUACCUAUUGCAGAUAUUCACCAAGAACACUCAAGACAGACCUACACUGUUCUUGGAGGUUAUACAGAGACGAAAUCACAAUGGUUUCGGAGCUGGAAACUUCAAGACUCUUUUCGAAUCGAUCGAAUUGGAGCAAGACAGGCGCGGAAACUUAUAAGAAACUAGUGUUAUUUUAAUUUUCGAAUAUUUCGACUAAAAAACGUCUAUCUAUUUUUAGAAUGUAGAAUGGUAGGAAUUUUGUACGAAGGAGUGGUACACUAAGAACGUAGUUGGACUACGCACUGCAUAAGUGUAGUUUAAUGCAGAGUAAAUAAAUAAAAACCAUUUUAUUAGA